CACCGUUCGAUUUGAACAGAGAAAGGAUGAAUAUGAUUAAGAUAAACUCUAUAUCAUUAAGACUACCAAUAAAUGGAGCUCAUGGUUCCAAAGCUCUCAGAUUUCUGAGAUCUGUCAAAACUUCCACGCUUGAUUGGAAACCUAUGAAAUCUAAAACUACCAAUUUGGCCCUUAAAGAAAUUCAAGAGAGAAGUCCCUGGCUUAGAAAGUUUUUUCUUGGAUUAAUGAUCGCUAUGCCAGUUGUAUCGUUUGGGUUAGGCUGCUGGCAAGUACAAAGACUUGAUUGGAAGACUAAGCUCAUUGCAAGAUGUGAACAUGCAAUAGCACUUAAGCCUGGUGAAUUACCAAAAGAUAUCGAUCCUUCCUUAAUUGGAGAUUAUGAAUACCGCAAAGUUGUUCUCAGGGGACACUUUGAUUACGACAACGAGAUGUAUUUGGGACCAAGAUUUAGAGAUGGGGAAAUGGGAUAUUUAGUUGUUUGUCCUUUAAUUCGGUCGAAUGGUGGAGAACCUAUUUUGGUAGAAAGAGGUUGGAUUUCGAAGGAGAAGGUUAUCCCAUCAAGUAGAGAAUCCGGAGGUUAUUUACAACAUUUGGCUCGCCCCAAGGGAGAAAUUGAAGUCAUUGCUAUGUUAAGAGUAAUGCCUCCAAAAUCAUAUUUCCAAUUUUCUCAUGAAGAAGGUUCAAGACAGUUUUUCAUUGCAGAUGUAGAGGCUAUGGCUAAACAAAGUGGUUCCUUGCCUGUUUACUGUCAGGCAGUAUAUGACUUAACUGAUAAACCAGAAUGGAGAAGUAAGGAAAAGUCAAAUGAAAUCGAAGGAACAAAUAAAACUGGAGGUAAGUGGCUUAAUCUCUUCUCUAAGGAAGAAUCAGGAACUUCUAAUGCCCGAUAUAUGUCUGACUUUGAGCAUCAAGAUGCUACUAUGGAAUAUCAAGGCUUUGAAUUUGCUAAAGAAGGGGUUCCAAUUGGUACUAUUCCAAAGGUAAAUUUCAAAAAUAAUCAUGUGCAAUAUUUAGUCACUUGGUUUGGGCUUUCGUUGUUUAGUGGAGGUUUAUUAAUUUAUUCAAUCCUCAAAAAGGGAAAUGCUCAGGGAGCGGAAAAGAUGAUUGAAGCGAAGAGAAAGCAUAUGAAGAAUUGGUAGGUGAAUUAUAAAUCAAUACCGUUGGUUGAUUCAUGACACACACAACUACAAUAUUCUUAACAAGACACAUACAUUGAACUGCUUUGAAUCUUAUACAAUGAAGUUCUCACGGGUGCCGGGUGUGGAAUUUUUGCUUAAGUCCACAUUCAUUCUUGUUGAGGUGUAAAUAACUUAAUUCUUGUAAAUAUAUUUGAUACAUACUAUUAAACAUUAGGAUAUAUGGCAGUGAAAUGUAAAAC
Messenger RNA from [Candida] anglica, 1378 nucleotides. The record is from the annotation of a GenBank genome assembly. NCBI's taxonomy places the organism in Eukaryota, Fungi, Ascomycota, Pichiomycetes, Serinales, Debaryomycetaceae.